Siniperca chuatsi (mandarin fish) is the source of this 3532-nucleotide messenger RNA. Its product is annotated as SAM pointed domain-containing Ets transcription factor. Gene Ontology annotation, cellular component: nucleus. The record is from RefSeq and is a predicted model, not a curated record. The coding region runs from base 403 to 1407 and encodes 334 amino acids. Gene Ontology annotation, molecular function: DNA-binding transcription factor activity, RNA polymerase II-specific; sequence-specific DNA binding. Lineage: Eukaryota; Metazoa; Chordata; Actinopteri; Centrarchiformes; Sinipercidae. Gene Ontology annotation, biological process: regulation of transcription by RNA polymerase II; cell differentiation. The transcript is spliced from 6 exons.
UGCUGGAAUUCCUUUGCACUCGCUCACCCAGUCACUUGCCCUCACUCCUUCUCACUUUGUACACACCCCCAGCAGGUGCUUUCACUUGAAGUUUGGUUUGCAGUUGUGCUUUAGGCUGUGACUUUCAGGUUAAGUGUAAUUGUACCAAAGAGCCUGGGAGGGUCCGAGGCCUCAGGCUGGGGGCUCUGCGACAGUCAUCAGGGUGAAACAAAUUGAAGGGUGCCCGCUGCCUGCUACACCUCUGUCCUCAGGUAGCACACCGGUCGUCCCGUCUGAGCUGAGCGCUGGUCUGCAACUGGACAAAAGGCCAUCCUUCAUCCUCAACAGAACCAGAGCCGCACUGCAUCUGCUACCAUCCAGUCAAGUCUUUGCCAUAAGAGCAUCUUUGCCUCGGUACCAGUUAUGUCAAAUCCAGUGGGCAGUUUAUCAGAAGGUACAGUGUAUGGAUCCCGGAUUGGGAUGACAGAGGACUCCCUCGCCAUCCUGGAGCGAAACAGGGGCUCUGGAGAACCCUGGGACCUGGGGGAGACUAAAUCAGGCCUGGAAAACCUGGAGCGUGGCAUACCGGGCCUCUACCUCUCCUGCUUCGACAUGCUUCUCACUGAGGACGCCACCUGGCUGGUGAAAGUUUCAGAGGCCUCCCCAACGCUGGCUGUACCCAUGACUCGCAUGGAGUCCCAGGAGGAACCAGAGCAGUGCCCCGUCAUUGAUAGCCAGGAACAGGGACUUUCUCCUGGGCUGGAGGGGCAGGAGGAGGAGCGGUCUCUGGAGCAGGUGCAGAGCAUGGUGGUGGGAGAAGUGCUGAAGGACAUUGAAACAGCCUGCAAACUGCUCAAUAUCACCCCAGACCCUAUGGAGUGGAACACAGGGAAUGUCCAGAAGUGGCUGCUGUGGACUGAACAUCUGUACAGGUUGCCCCACGCAGGAAAGGCUUUCCAGGAGCUGACAGGAAAGGACUUGUGUGCCAUGAGCGAGGAGGAGUUUCGCCAGCGCUCACCGCAGUGUGGAGACACACUGCAUGCACACCUGGACAUAUGGAAGUCAGCUGCGUGGAUGAAAGAGAGGUGUUCAGCUGGAGAUACAAAAGCUACCGUUGGCGAGGAACUUUGGUCCGAGGCAGAUUCGUCUUGUUCAGGUCAGCCCAUUCAUCUGUGGCAGUUCCUCAGAGAACUCCUGCUUAAACCUCACAACUAUGGACGCUGCAUCCGCUGGCUCAAUAAAGAAAAAGGUAUUUUUAAAAUCGAAGACUCGGCUCACGUUGCGAGACUGUGGGGACUCAGAAAGAAUCGCCCUGCAAUGAACUAUGACAAGCUGAGCCGCUCCAUACGUCAGUACUACAAGAAGGGCAUCAUCCGCAAGCCUGACGUGUCACAGAGACUGGUGUAUCAGUUUGUACACCCAGUAUGAGGCAGCAGCAUAGUAGGAGGAGGAGGAGGAGGAGGAGGAGGAGGCAAUGGAAACCUACUAAACUAAAAGGACACAUCACACCAUGCACUUGAACACCUAAGCAGAGAUGAAAAAGGUGACAUGGAACACAUGCACUGACCAACCCCAAUGGUACACACUUCCACUGCCAACACUGAAGUAACAGCUGGCAGCUGCUGCAUGAAGGCUUAUCGGUGCAUGGGCCGAGAGGAAGAGACAAAACAAUGUGGCUGUUGAGGCUUUUUCCUGCUGCAGAAUGAAACAACAGAUUAAAAAAGAAAAAAACAAAUUAACUGCCUUGUCAUUUGCAUGAUCUGCCUGUUUAUUUUUCAUAAUGUGAUUCUUAAUUAUCUUUUACUCAUUACACCAACAUUUAGAACUGAUUGCUCUUACAUAAAAGCUUUAGGAAAACGCCCAUCGCCCACAGCUACAUUUGCUUUGUCUUUUUGUUUCACUCAUCUUGACCACUGUCUCUGUUUGAAUUAGAGCCAGUUUUCCUGCCACAGUUGAAAAUGCGGUUAGGAUUGUUUUGCUUCUUUUUUGGGUUUGGUCCUGGCUGUUAUACACACAAUCAGUCAGUCACCUCCUGUAACCCAUCAACCACAGGACAGGACGUUCUUUUAUCUCAUCUACAAGGUACGGAGAAGGUGACUUUAGUAGUUUCCUGGAUCUGGAUCCAAGGGUGAAAACUUCUGAUGGAUCCUCAAACCCUGCUGUGACUGUGUUGAUAAUGCCACUUAAAUGUAAUUUUUUUUGUAAAGUGUAACUUGGUAAAGAGUGAUGCAUUACCUUAAUAUUAUUUUACUGCUGAGGAGCCCUGCUUUAUAUAUAUUAUGUUGUCAACUCUGGUUUAUAUUGCUGUAUAUUGCAUUUUAUGUUUCACUAUGGAGACCCAAAGUGUUAAAAAACCCCAAAAUAAAUAGAUAUAAAAUAAAUAGUCAUAUAAUACAUAUACAGACAAAAUGCAUGCUAUAAAGAUGAAAUUGUAAAAUAAUUAAAUACAUUUUUUGCCAUGUUGGCAGCGUGGCAAAUGUUGGUCUGUCGGUCUGCCACUUUUGUCCAGACAACUCUCGUCAACUUUUGGAUGUAUUACUAUGAAAAUUGGUACAGACAUUCAUGUCCCCCUCAGGAUGAGUUGUAAUAACGUUGACGAUCCCUUAAUGUUUCCUCUAGCGCUAUCAUCAAGUCAAAAUAUAAGUCUGUCCAGUACUUUGGUUUAUGACACCGUUUUUGAUAUCUGCAAAACUAAUGCCAUUCCCAUCAGCCUCAGCUGUACUUUGUGUUAACAAAUGUUAGCAUGCUAACAUGCUAAAGUAAGAUGGUGAACAUGGUAAACACUGUACCUGCUAAACAUCAGUAUGUUAGCAUUGUCAUUACUAGAUGUUUGCAUUUAGCUAAAAGCACCACUGUGGCAAAGUACAGCCUCACAGAGUCGCUAGCGUUACUUUAGAUUCUUGUCAAAGCUCAUUAUUAUGAAAUAUUAUUUCAUCCAGAUCACAUUAGCAGUUUUAAGUUCAAAAUGUCCUUUUUUCCAAAGUCUGUUUUUAUUUGACAUACCCCCCCACACACACACACACACUUUUCAUUACAAAGUCUUGUCUUUCAAUCAAGAAAAAACAGGGGAGAGCCACUGGCUGUCUGCUUAUUCUGCCUUGAACAGCAGCCAAUGAAAUAACAGCUAAUUAAAUUACUGGCUCUGUCCUGUUUGUCUUGAUUGACACACAAAGACGUGGGGAUGAAAAAUGACAUUUAACCCAAAAACUGCUGGAUUGAAAUAAAAAUUACCUGCAAUGAACUCUUUUAUUUUGAAAAGAAGCAGGAUGAAAUAACAUUUUAUUUCAAAAUGUAUUGGAUUAAUUAACAAUUAACAAUUUCAUAGUUACUUAUUUUGUCUGAAUGGAUUCAUAUGAGUAUUUAUUUAAUAUUUUAUCAUUAUUUAUUUAGUUGUGGAGCUUUGGGGCUGCAUAUUUUACACUCACUUCUUACCAUAGUGCUUAUUAUUUUCAUUUGGAGUUUGCCUAAAUGUCAAAAUGUCACAUGCCUAAAAGAUAGGACAUCCAAGCUUCAAACAGGGCUCAAUAAACUUUAUUUUUUAACUAAAUAAGCA